Leptosia nina is the source of this 993-nucleotide messenger RNA. Lineage: Eukaryota; Metazoa; Arthropoda; Insecta; Lepidoptera; Pieridae. The record is from the annotation of a GenBank genome assembly.
AUGAGUGCCGCUGGUGCAAUGUGCGACCGGGGCUACAGCGUGGGUCACUUCCCCAUGACACCCAUGUCCAUGAGCAUUGGCAGCAUGGAAGCCGUGAUGAGCAAGAAGGGCCAAGAGGAACACAUCAAACGGCCCAUGAACGCGUUCAUGGUGUGGUCGAGGCUGCAGAGGAGGAAGAUAGCGCAGGAUAACCCAAAGAUGCACAAUUCGGAGAUAUCUAAGCGAUUGGGCGCAGAGUGGAAACUGCUUACAGAAGAUGAGAAAAGGCCGUUCAUAGACGAAGCAAAGAGACUCAGGGCUAUCCACAUGAAAGAACACCCAGAUUACAAGUAUCGGCCACGACGGAAGCCGAAGACCUUGAGAAAGGAGGGAUAUCCUUACUCAAUACCGUAUCCUAGCGUUCCUAUGGAUGCAUUAAGAGCAGGUAUGGCGGGUGGAGGAAUGGGUCAAGCUAUGUCAGGCUACUAUGGUGCAGCGUAUGGACCUCUCGGAGCCAGCAUGGCAGCAGCAGCUGCAGCAGCCGCGCAGCAGAAUGCAAUAUCAGCUGCACUAACUCCUAACGCGCAGGUCGGAAGUUCAAUGGAUAUGUCCAAAUAUUCCAUAGAAGAUAAAUACAGAAGUUACGGUAUGUACCCAGAUCCAACGAGAGGCUACCUGGACUCGGCUGCUUUGUCCAAGGCUUAUAUGUACAUGGACCAGCAGCAGCAAAGGUCCUAUCCAAUGGACAUUAGUAAGAUGUAUUCUGAAGCAUCUGCAGCAGCGAUGGCCGGCUUGAACACCGUUCCGUCCAGCCUUUCCCCUCGGUCCACGGAGUCACCAGAAGUUACUCCUAAAAACGAUCGCCCCGAAGGCAGUUCAUCCACUGGAUCUAAUCCGUCACCCUCCCUGCCGUAUUAUCAGUCCCCUAGCUUACUAAUGCCUCAAUACCCUGGGCAAUAUCCCCAGAGCACGCAGAGUGGAGAGUUUAGACGCCCGCUGACGGUAAUUUUCUGA